AUGGCGUUAUUAGAAGACCUUGCAUUUCACUCCAACAUACCUGUACCUUUGGAUAUAACUGUAGCAGUGGUCUACUCCAUUUUUGGAGUGUGUUCACUGUUUGGAAACAGCACGCUACUGUAUGUCUCCUACAAGAAAAAGCACCUCCUGAAGCCUGCGGAGUACUUCAUCAUCAACCUCGCUGUCAGUGACUUGGGUCUGACAAUAUCCUUAUACCCCAUGGCGAUAACUUCAAGCUUCUACCACAGGUGGCUGUAUGGGAAAACAAUGUGCUCCAUAUACGCUUUUUGCGGCAUGUUGUUUGGCAUCUGCAGUCUGACCACUCUAACCCUACUGAGCAUGGUGUGCUUUGUGAAAGUAUGUUAUCCGCUCUAUGGGAACAGGUUUAACUCUGUUCACGGCUGUUUGCUCAUUGCCUGUGCUUGGCUCUAUGCCCUGCUGUUUGCCUGCUCCCCGCUGGUCCACUGGGGGAAAUAUGGACCAGAGCCCUAUGGCACCGCCUGUUGCAUUGACUGGCACCUGUCCAAUCAGCACUCCACAGCACGCUCAUUCACCGUGGCGCUGUUCAUCUUCUGCUACAUCCUACCAUGCUGUGUUAUUGUAGCAUCCUACACAGGUAUCUUGGUCACAGUGCAAUCAUCCCGUAAGAAUAUGGAGCAGCAUGCCUUGAGGAAGACUCAUAUGAGUAGCAGCCAGACGAUUAUUGUUAAGCUAAGUGUUGCAGUCUGCAUCGGUUUCUUUGCGGCGUGGAGUCCAUAUGCUGUGGUGUCCAUGUGGGCUGCCUUUGGACACAUUGAGAACAUCCCUCCUGUGGCUUUUGCCAUGCCAGCCAUGUUUGCAAAGUCUUCCACGAUUUAUAACCCCAUUAUCUACCUGAUGCUGAGGCCAAACUUCAGAAGGGUCAUGUGCACAGACCUGUGCACUCUUUGCCACAGCUGUGUGACGGGCUGCCUCUGCUCUGAGGGGCUGUCUAAGUGCUGCUCCAAGUCAGAGAUCAGGGUCAGACUUCGCACAGUCCACAAACAGACCAACAGAUUCCCUUCCUCAAACUCCUCUGCUCAACCUCCCAUAGCAAGUCUGAAGGGCCGCAACUGUGAGAAGUGCAAGGACGCUUUUGAAUGCUUCAGACACUACCCUAAAAUUUGUGGCGUUACAAACCCGGCAGCCAACGGAGUCUCGUGUAUGGAUCAUGACAGCCCAGUUCACCAAACACAAAAGCAGAAGACGCAAAGUGUGUGCCACAAGAAGUCUCUGCUGGCCAGCAUGUGUCCAAAAAGAACUACAGAGAUAGACAACUUCCACAUUACUUUAGAGAUGGUGCCAGGGCAUGCAAAAGUGGCUUGGCCUUGA
Messenger RNA from Labrus bergylta (ballan wrasse), 1350 nucleotides. RefSeq names its product opsin 7, group member a (gene opn7a). Gene Ontology annotation, cellular component: plasma membrane. The record is from RefSeq and is a predicted model, not a curated record. Gene Ontology annotation, molecular function: G protein-coupled photoreceptor activity. NCBI's taxonomy places the organism in Eukaryota, Metazoa, Chordata, Actinopteri, Labriformes, Labridae. Gene Ontology annotation, biological process: phototransduction; visual perception; cellular response to light stimulus.